AUGGCGCGAGUGCAGGAAAGGUCAGGAUUAGCCGAUUUUAUGAAUAGCAGUCUUAUAGAUGACAUAACAGGGAGUUUGCCUCAAGGGGUGGACGAAAAGGUGAUCCUAAGUCGGUGUUCAAUACUGACGACAAACAAUUCAUUUUCGGCACUCGUGCCCGGAUGGGAGGGCAUUCCCACCGCCAUUGGCAUCAAUGUGGUCAUGGCUGCCAAGUCCAGUGAAGACAUCUAUUACACCGACAAACAGAUUAACCGAAAGCACCCGAAGGCUUAUUUACCCAUCAUUUUGCACACCAAUGACGCCCUCAUCGGUGAUAAAGUGAGGCGCGACGACGACAACACCGAAGACCCCUCGACUAUCAAACUAUUCAACACAACUAUCGGCGGCACAAGUAAUCUGAAACCCAGUAAAUCAAAGGGAAAUAAAGCGACUGAAGUGAUCGCCAGUGGUAUUGUGCCGACGCGACUAAAACAACACGGUUUGCCUCACGGCCUGUCUUCCCUCGAGUCGGGAAAUUUACCGACUCUAUCGCCCUCUAGUCUGCCGACUCUUAACCCUAUUGAGCCGAUAGAGCCCGUCGUCGUCCACCGGAAACCAACUAAAAAAGCGGAGACACCCGUCAGCGAAGAAGAGCACGAACUCUCACUCUUGAAGGCAGUGUUGAAGGGCGACGACACCGACAGUGUUAAGAGUCUGUCUUCGAAGCCAUCCACACAUAUUCACCACAAGAAGGUCGAUGACAGCGCGAAGACGUUAAAGGAAUGGAUCAUUAAAUACAUGUAUAUCAAGGAUAAGGACAUUCUCCAGAAGAGAGGCGUGGAUGCGCUUCAAUACGUGCUCUUUCAACGAUAUCUAAUCUACUUUAUGGCGUGUAUGACAAUCAUCUGUUUGGUUAUCAUUUUGCCCCUCAAUUUGUAUGGAAAACGUUUGGACCGAUUGGACGAAGUGGCCUACAAGAAGACCACACUUCUCAACAUUAAACCAAACUCUAAGUUCAUUUGGAUUCACGCACUCAUGACACUACUCAUCGUCGCAAUGGGCAUUUAUCUGAUGGAGAGUUUCUCCACAAUUAUCAGUUCGCGAGAGAUAAACAUCGAUAGAAAGAUACUAAUGAUAGAGAAUAUUCCCGAAUCCAAAAGAGACACCCAAUCGGUGGACGACUUUUUGUCUAAACAGUUCCCCAAUAUAUCCGUCCGACGGAUCACUUUUGUCUACGAUAUCGAAGAGAUAUUGAGUUUAAUGAAGAAACUUUUGACCACAAUUGAGGCCAAGAGAUACUGUUUGUAUUACGAGAGGACUUACGGCCAGAAGUGCGAAGUGAGGCCUUAUAUUCUGGGAAAUAUAUUGGGUUUCAUGGGUUGUUGUUAUUGGUUCCCAAAAGUGGACGCUUUGGAGUUCUACACACAAGAGAAGGUCAAUCUCGAGGAGGACAUCAACAAAGAGCUCGACAACGCUGUGUCUCGUCCUCAGAGGAUAGUCUUUAUUGUCUUUGAUCGUAAAUCUGAUGCCAAAAAGACUGACAUCUCUGCCACAAGAACUAAAAUAAUAACACUGGAAGUAGUGCUCAAUUUAGUGAUAAUAAUCAUAUUUCUAUUCCUAUCGACGCCCUAUUCGGUCAUAUAUUUAGUCAAAUCGAUGCCAGCGUUCAAUCAGACCAUCGAAGAAGUGCCUGAAUUUACCAAUGAUCAGGAUAAAGUGACCAAAAUGUUUAUAUCAUACGUCCCGACGUUAACUCUGAUGAUAAUGGCAUCGCUUUUACCCACUUUUGUCAAACUGUUGACACAAUUCAUACCUUUUCAUACAAAAUCCGAAUACAAUCACGCGAUUAUGUAUAAGUCGUAUAUCUAUCUCAUUCUAAUGGUCCUAAUCCUACCCUCAAUCUCCAGUAUUACACUUUUCGGAACACUGAUGUCGUGGAUGGAUGUGAAGAGAUUCACCUGGUACUGUAUGUUUCCCACAGAUAAUGGUCCAUUCUUCAUCAACUAUGUAUUGGCCACCGCAACGAUCGGCAAUUCACUCGAGUUGACCCGUUUGCCAGAAUUGGUGUCAUAUAUACUGUGUUUAGUAGUGGUGUCGAGGAGUCCGGCCGAGUAUUUGACGGCCCGACAACUCACGCAAUUUGAGUAUCUGAUAUAUCACGUGUACAUCCCAUCGAAGAUUAACUACAGAAUGCACGCAAAGGCCAUACUAUUUGUGAAGAUAUCGUUUGUAUUCCUAUUACUUCAGUCAAAGACAAAGAGACGGAAGACAGCCAUCGAUGACGAAGACGAGAGGUUUCCCGAAAGGAAACACUUAUUCAACGAAUCCACGAGUGAUGUGGUCUUCAAAGUCGACGGCCAGAGAGUGCCCGCAAAAAAGGGUGUCUUAGAGAUCAAUAGCAAUGUCUUUGACCGCAUGUUUUCGGGCGAAUACACAGAGUCGGCGGCCAAAGAGAUCCCGAUUAAGGACACGACUGCCGACGCCUUCAAAACGAUGAUUGGUUUUAUGUACUUACGAGAGCUGAUCCUCACCGACGACAGUGACCUCCAACUCAUCGGCGAUGUCCUCCAAUGCGCCGACCGAUACCGUGUGAUCCGUUUGGUGGACGCCAUCGGCAAACACUUGGAGCCAAUGGUCACUAUAGAGACAAUGGAAACGAUCGCAGACAUGGCCCACACGUAUCGGAUGCGUGCGCUGAGCGACGCGUUGGGCACCCGAUUGGCCGCACUGUUGACCGUCGAGAACGUGGUCUCUGUGGCCACAGUUGUGUACAAACUCGACGCUUUGUGGCUACUCAAACACAGGCAAAACUUCUGUAAAGACCUGUAUUUGAAAGGUGUUUACUACUCUCUUACAGUCGUAAACUAA
Medioppia subpectinata is the source of this 2847-nucleotide messenger RNA. Lineage: Eukaryota; Metazoa; Arthropoda; Arachnida; Sarcoptiformes; Oppiidae. The record is from the annotation of a GenBank genome assembly.